This is a messenger RNA of Empidonax traillii (willow flycatcher), 4026 nucleotides long. RefSeq names its product solute carrier family 25 member 29 (gene SLC25A29). The transcript has 3 exons. The record is from RefSeq and is a predicted model, not a curated record. The coding region runs from base 1694 to 2410 and encodes 238 amino acids. Gene Ontology annotation, molecular function: high-affinity L-arginine transmembrane transporter activity. Gene Ontology annotation, biological process: mitochondrial L-ornithine transmembrane transport. Gene Ontology annotation, cellular component: mitochondrion. Lineage: Eukaryota; Metazoa; Chordata; Aves; Passeriformes; Tyrannidae.
ACUUUCCAAGGUCAAAUUGACUUUCUAAUGGUCUGUUAAUUGUGUGUGUUAUGCAUACUUCAAUUACUUCAAAUAAGAUUUGAGAUGAUCUGGAGGGUCCUCCAACUAGGGCUCCCAGGAGUCCAAACCCAUCUUUCAGAAUGGAAUGACAAUUUAAGUCACUAUUUGGCAGCCUUGUCCAAAGUCCCGUGCUGGAAGAAUAGAAGAAGGGAUAUCAAUAUAUUCCCUGCUAAAUUAAUAUACCCGAUCACUUGACUGCAGCAGACAGCCUGCUGUGCACUAGACCUAUAUUUGGAAUACCUUUACCCUGAAUUUAGAUAUGCAAAGAUUGUGGGCUGAUGAAAGCCAUCACCAUGUUCUGAAUCCUAGCACAUGGUUAAUUCAAUACAGAAUUCCCAAGCUAAUGGUCAUUAGUUCUCUUUGCAAGCUUGCAGUGGAAGUUGCUCAAAUAGCAAAGUCUGUCUUUUUGUCAACCAGAAUACGGUAAAUUUGACUAUUAAGUAAUUCAGUUGAAUUCUAGUAUAUAUUUUCAGGAAUGAUAUUAUUCAGACUUGCACAGUUUUUCUUACAAUGAUACAGGGCCAACUGUCUUUUUCUCUCACCCCCAACCUGCCAAGUUUCACAUGCUUAACUGAAGGUGAUGGGUCAUUUCACUGAAUCCUGCAAAACUGCUAAAAUUCUAUGCUCAGAUUAAAGUUAAUGAUGUGUAGGGGGCUUGGGGGCUUCUUUUGGUGGUUUUUGUUUUUUGGGGAUUGUUUUGUUUUUGAAGUAGAACAGCUUCUACUGCAUGAAACUAAACAUUGAACUGCCUGCAAAAACUGGGGCUCCCAUGCUAGUUUCAGCAGAUGUAUUAUUGCAAAAUAGAUAUACUGGCUUUGGAAAAGCAUCUUGCUUUACAAUAGAACAAAUAGUUUGUUUCUGGGUGACUCUCCAUGUUUUGUGAAAUCUGGUGUGGCACAUGAUAUUUUCAUAUCCAUUUGAAGGUAUUAUAAGCAAUCUACUUUUUGUUAGACCAGAUACUAAUGUUUGUGUUAUUAGCUGGCAUAGUCACCACUGUAUGUGGGAAAACUAACCAGCCUUUAGGGGGAAAACAAAAACAAAAACAACGAAUCCAAAACAUUUUAUAACUUGUGUAUAUAUAUGUGUUAAGAAUUAACUCUUGUUAUAGUUCUGCAGUACUUAAAGGGCUAGCUGGUAGUCACCUUAGACUGUGCGUUUUUAAUAUAACUGAACAAUGGGAAAGCUGCUUAUAUAAGCCAGAAUUUUACUUCUGUCUUGGCAUUUAAGCUCUUUUUUGUUUUUUUUUGGCUGGUGCUCAUGUUUCACAGAUCGGGGAGGGGGAUGGUGGGACACACAGGGAGAAAAUUAAGCCGGUGAAGUCACCCUGUGAAACCUGCAACUGAGCUGAUCUCAGAACUGGCAAACUGCUUAUCCCUGGUUUGUUGAUGUAAUGUAUAAAAUUGCUUUUUUGCUUUUAACUGCCUUUACUUUCUGAGCUAGGGGCUGUCUUCAUUAACAGCAAAAGUGUUACUUUGUUGUAGAUGACAGAUAAGCCUCAUCACGGGAGAGUUACCUAGUCCGUCUACAAGUUCAAAAUGUAGAGAAGCCUCUCUACCGUGGGACUUUCCAUUGCUUUCAGUCCAUCAUAAAGCAAGAAUCUGCUUUUGGACUCUAUAAAGGUAUUGGGUCACCAAUGAUGGGACUUACAUUCAUUAACGCGCUUGUGUUCGGUGUACAAGGAAACACACUUCGUGCUCUUGGAAAAGACACUCCUUUAAACCAGUUCCUUGCAGGGUCAGCAGCAGGGGCUAUCCAGUGCAUCAUCUGCUGCCCCAUGGAGUUGGCAAAGACAAGAAUGCAGCUUCAAGGAACAGGAGAAUACAAACAGAAAACGAAGAACUACAAAAAUUCUCUGGACUGUUUGAUCAAAAUCUAUCAGAAGGAAGGGCUGAGGGGUAUCAACAGGGGCAUGGUCUCUACAUUCAUAAGAGAAACUCCAAGCUUUGGCUUUUACUUCCUGACCUAUGACUGCAUGACUAGGUAUUUAGGCUGUGAAGCUGAAGACAGUUAUGUUAUUCCCAAACUGCUGUUUUCUGGAGGAAUGUCGGGAAUUGUGUCCUGGCUCUCAACCUAUCCCAUGGAUGUGAUCAAAUCCCGACUCCAGGCCGACGGGGUCGGAGGCGUUACACAAUACAAGGGCAUUAUGGACUGUGUCAGAAAGAGUUACCAUGAAGAAGGCUGGAGGGUGUUCACAAGAGGUCUCACUUCCACACUGCUCCGUGCUUUUCCUGUCAAUGCAGCUACCUUUGCUACUGUCACUGUGUUCCUAAUGUACAUGAGGUCAGAAGACAACAUUCCUGAAUGUGAACCAGAUCCAGUAAUCCACCAGCCUUCCACUUUGCAGACUUAAUCUGUUUGUUCUCCUCGUUCAAACCCGGCUGGUUGGGUUUUGUUGAACGUGACGCUUGACCUGCACAAGUAGUGUAGAUGUAUGCUAUCGGUAUAAAGAAUUCCUAAAUGUCAAAUUAGGAUUUCAUCUCACUACUUGUAUAAGCAGUAUCUUGCCUUAUUCAGGACUCCAUAUCUAGUACUACUCCAGUAAGAAGGGGACCUGCCUUUAGAAAGUUACUGUUGUGGCUCCAGAAGAGGAUCUGGAGAACGCCGUAGUACCAGAAAUUAUGUUUUCUUCCACUCAUGUUCUGAAUGAAUGAGUUGAAUGUAGAAAUGUUUUCAUGAAAGAAAUACUCAUUUUGUAUGUGACAGGAGUUAAGUAUACUUAGGGUGAAGUAGGGGGAAUAAAUUAAAUGUUGGAGGCAUUUUGCAGGUAACCCCGAACUGUUUAAGACACAGACUAGCAUUCAGCUAGUCAUGUGUUUUACUUAUCCUCUGCUUUUAUACGUCAGUGGUUUUAGUAGCAACUUUGUUCAUACUAAUUUGCAAAAAAAAAAAAAUAUAAAAAGAGAAAAUAUUUGUAUUUAAGCUACUCCCUUACCUUUCAGCUUUGAAUAAAUAUCUUAAGCACAAAGUUAGCAUCUGCACUCAAAUGCACUUGUUCCUUUAAAUCUCAAGGCUUGUAAGGAUUUAGGGAAACUCAAAUCUAAUAAGAUUGAUGUUGUUUGCCUUCACCUCUGUUUCUCCUUUGGUGGGUGCAUGGACUGGAUUAAGUUAGCUCAGCCCGAACAGACUUUGUUCUCCAAAGUUAAUGCAACUUUGCACCACUUCUCCCAACAUGCCCCAUAGCAGCCAGUGAUGUACAGAUUUCAAAGUCCUGCCUGUGGUAUUGCACAAAAUGUUUGUGGGUGCAACGUUGGCUUAGCAGCUCCAAGUACCAUAGAAAUACAUAUUUAGAACUAGAGGUUUCAUAUCUUUUCAGAAAAUAGAGGUGUAAGUGUCUGAAAUGGUUGCUGUUCAAUACACUUGCAUUAUGAAUUGAAACAAUACUGAUUUUUAUGUAUUUAGUUACAGUGCUACUGGAAAGAGGACUGGAAAGGGUUUUGGAGAAUUUUCUUGUUACAUUAAUCUGCUGUGAUUUUUUUUUCCUUUUUUUAGCAGUCUGUUCAAGAAGGAUUGUAUUAGUCAAAGAGCUAUAAACAGUUAUUUAGAUUUGAAAAAAAACCCUACACAUAUUUGGCACAAAUAGCCAGAAGGAAGGAGUUUAUGUGUGUGAACAAUGUUUAAAAACAUAUCAAAGUAGUUCAGUAAGUGCAACUUGUUACACUUUUGGUUGGGACAAGUGCAAUAUGUGUUUAAUUUAUAUGAAUUUUCUAAAGAAACCUUAUUUCAUAGCAUUUUGCACUGUAACAAAAUAUGCUGGAGAAACCUGUCAAACUGGUAUGUCUCUUUAUACCUUGGAGGUAUGGUGGAUGUUCUAGUGCCUACUUGCACUGAGAUUCAAAUUGAAUGUUAAAUCUAUCUACUAAGCUGCAUAUGCACAACAACUCACAGCAAAGACCAUUUACACCUUUGUACAGUAGACUGUAAUUAUUGUAUAUAAAAUUGAGGGAAUAAAUUUUUUUAAAAUUUUUA